UGCAGAAGUUUCUGAUCCGCUCUGGUGCAGCACAGCGUGUGUUGUCACUUUCUCUCCACUCCAGCAUCCUGCUCUUCUGUGCCCGUCAGACUCGCUCUCAGCUCAAGUCAUGAACGCUGGAAUCUGUGUGUGUGUGCUGCUGGCGGCUCUCUACAGCAGCGGGAGCAUUGCUCUCCCUGCACACUCACUGGACGAGGGUCAGUUGGAUGGGGCUGUAGCUGAACACACGCGACACACCCGUGCAGUGCCCCCUAGUGGUCAGCUCAGUCUGCUCUCUAAAGCACAGGAAGAGGAGGUGCAGGAGGACCCUGCCCGCAGACUGAAUGAACUGCUGGCCAGACUCAUUUCCAGAAAAGGUUCAUAUCGCAGGAGCCCUUCCAGCAGGACCACAACUCACAGAAUAAAGGACAGAGAUUAUCUCGGCUGGAUGGACUUUGGCCGGCGGAGUGCAGAGGAGUACGAGUACUCUUCAUAAUAUACACUCAACCAAUCAUCUCCAAUCAAUCAACCAAUCAGCCAACUUAUGUGUACAGAGAGAGCCAUCUUAAUCAUUCUCCCUGCCAAAAAUCAAGAGCUCUGUCUCUAUCUUACUUAUGUAAAUUUGUUUGUAUAAUGAAGAUAAUGCAAUAUAUGAGUAUAUAUGUAACCCAUACAGAUUUUACAAAACACCCACAUUUUUUUUCAGAAAAGAAAAAAUGACUGGGAAUGUGGUCUAUUUUAUUUGUUUUGUCAAGUGUGUAUAUAUGAUUUUGUCCUCUCAUUCAAAAUAUGUCAGGUGUUUCAGAAUAAAUCAUUGCCUUAACUCAUUCACCCAGA
Molecule: messenger RNA, 816 nt
Organism: Colossoma macropomum (tambaqui)
Lineage: Eukaryota; Metazoa; Chordata; Actinopteri; Characiformes; Serrasalmidae
Gene: ccka
Product: cholecystokinin a
Exons: 3
Coding region: 110-475 (121 amino acids)
Biological process (GO): digestion
Cellular component (GO): axon; extracellular region
Molecular function (GO): neuropeptide hormone activity
Source: RefSeq, a predicted model, not a curated record